Messenger RNA from Paramecium pentaurelia, 5751 nucleotides. The record is from the annotation of a GenBank genome assembly. Lineage: Eukaryota; Ciliophora; Oligohymenophorea; Peniculida; Parameciidae.
AUGUUAAAUUCGCAAACGUAAUCAUAAUCAGCAAUGUCAAUCUUGGGUUAUGUACCUGCUUUAAUAGUUUAACAUUUGUUGAAUCUGAAGAUGAACAAAUUACCAAGAAAUUUGCCAGAGAAAUAAAAUAUAAAGAGUGUAGUGAUGUUUGCAGACAUUUCAGGAUUCACAAAAUUAACAGAGAAAUUGAGUUAAUUAGGAACAGAGGGAGCUGAGAGAAUUGCAUUUGCAAUAAAUAGAUAUAUGGAAUUGUUAGUUCAGGGAAUAGGAAGAAGCGGAGGUGAUAUUUUCAAAUUUGCAGGGGGUAUUAAUAUAAAUAAGGUCAGAUGCAAUGAUAGUGAUUUGGCCUCCACCUCCAGAGGGGAAUAAUUUUGUUUAAUAGAUAGAGACAUUACUUAAAUAGGCAAUCCAAUCAGCUUUAUUAAUUUAGGAGAAGCUAACUAAGACAACGAUAGAACAAGGGAUUUAAUUAAGUGUGAAAAUAGGUAAUAAGUUAUAAAGUAAAGAUUAGGAUUUGGUGUAGGUGAAAUGAGUAUAAUACAUGUUGGUGGUGUAUUUAAUAGGAUUGAAUAUUUAGCAACUGGUGAUCCUUUAUUGUAAGCUUUUGCUUCUGAACAUUGUCUUACAGAGGGUGGGAAGAUAAUAAUCUCAUAAUAAGUUUAUAAUUUAGUGAAUAACUUUUUUGAAUGCAAAGAAGUAGAACAUCAUGAAAAUCAUUAUGAAGUCAUUUAGAUAAAAAGUACAUAAGCUAAAGUAAAAAUGAAAGCAGAUGCAUUACUUAUAAAAAAUAACAUUACAAUAGCUAAAUUUUAAGCUAUAAGGAAUGAAAUUUAAUCAUAUAUACCAGCAGCAUUAUUACCAUAUAUAGAAAUAAAUGAGGAACCAUGGAGUGCAGAAUUAAGAAGACUUUCAGUAAUGUUUGUAAAUUUGGGAAUAGAUUUAAAUGAUGCUAAAUCAGAGAAAGGAUUAUAAUAGAUAUAAAGAGUUAUAAUGACAGUUUAGAAAUGUAUUUAUAUGCAUGAAGGAUCAUUGAAUAAAUUAUUAAUGGAUGAUAAAGGUUCAACAUUAAUUAUAGUAUUUGGAUUGCCUCCUUUAUCACAUUAAAAUGAUGCAGUAAGAUCAAUAUUAACAGCUUAAUUGAUGAGAAUAGAAUUACCAAAAAUAAAUUGUGGUUGUGCAAUAGGUAUAGUAACUGGUACUGUAUUUGCUGGAGUUGUAGGAACAAGUGGAUCAAGAAGAGAAUAUUCUGUAUUAGGAGAUUCAGUUAAUUUGGCAGCACGUUUAAUGCAAGCAGCAUGUGAAGAAAAAGAAUAUAAAAUACUUGUAUGUUCUGAAACAGCAAAGAGUGCAGAACAUAAUCUUAGUUUUUAAUUUUUGAGAUCAUAAAUUGUUAAAGGUAAAAAUUAACCAGUUGAAAUUUAUGUUCCAUUAGAAAAAUCUUAAGCAAGUACACCUGGUAAUUUCUUUCCAAUUUUGAGAACUAAUAAUUAUGCAUUUGGUUUUAAAAGAAAAACAGAAUUUGCUAAUUAAUAAAUUUUUGGUAGAGAAGAACCUUAUAAAAAAAUACUUAAUUAAGUAGAUAAAAUUAUGAGAGGAAUUGAUAAAAAAGGUUUUAUUAAUAUUAUAUAUUAUUUUUAGGAUUAUUUAUUAUUAAGGGUUCUUUUGGAGUUGGUAAAACCAUGUUAAUUAAGAAAGUACUUCAUAGAGUAUAAGAAAAAUUAAAUAGUAAUUAAUAUAAUCCUUGGAAAUAUGGAGAAAUGCCUUAAAUUUUGACUUCAUAAUUAAAUCCUGUAACUAGAUCAUAUAAAUUGAAUGGUAUUGAAUUUAAUCUGAUUAGUGAGGACUACGUUAGAUUUUGAAAUAAAUUUUUAUUCUAUAUUCUAAAAGAUUGGAAAGAGAACCAGAUUUAUCAUUAUUCUAAUUAAUGAUUGAUGAAUCAUUGUAUUCUCAAAAUACAAUCAAUCUACUUAAAGAGAUAUUAGAUUUGAAAUGUAUUUCUAGAGUUGAUAAUUUCCCUCCAAAAAGUAAUGAUGAUGAAAAUCAAUAAGAAUUAAAAAAAAUUGUAAAUAUUUUGUUAAAUAUAUUUUUAAAGACUUUGUAAUUCUUUAGUAAUUAUUUUGAAUAAGUACCAGAAAAAUAUUAAAAUCUUUAUAUUGGUAGAUCACCUGAAGAAUUAGGAUGGGAUAUUAAAUAAUCUAAUAUUAGAUAAGUCAUUAAAUAUUCAAUAAAAUAUAGUAAUAUAAUAUGUCCAGUUAUACUUUGUUUGGAUGAUAUGCAAAAUUAUGAUAAUUUAACUUUUAAGAUAAUAAGUUUAAUGAUAAAAACAUAUGAUAGAAUAUAAGUAUUAGGAUUGUAUCGUGAUAAUUUUCAUGAAAUGACACUUCAAGUAAAAACAGCUGAAAAGAAAAAAUCAUAAGAAGAAAUAGCUAUGGAUGGUAUAAGUAGAUUAGAAGAUGCUAUAGAAUAAAAUUUCUAUAGUAUUAUUUAAUUAAAAGGAAUAGAAAGAAAAGGAAAAGAUGAUGAAUUUGCUAAAAUGAUUAGAUAUUCAUUUAAUAUAUCUAAAUUUGAUAUUGAAAAUGUAAAAGCAACAUAAGAAGAAAUAAGAAAAAGAGAUCCAUCAAUAAUAAAUGAUGUUUGUGUACAAGAAACAUUAAAUAAAGAAAUGAAUCAUUAAUUCUUAUUCUUUUAAAAUAAGUAAUAGUUAAUAGAAUAAGAUAUUGAAUUACUCUUACUAUCAUAUAUUUAUUUAAAAACCUCUGGUGUACCACUAAUGGUAUUAAAUUUUACACAAAAUUUAAUUGAUUAAGGAUAUAUUAAGAUUGGAAAUAAAAGUGCUACAAUAACAAAAGAAUUAAUUAAUUUAAUCAAUUAUGAAGAGAGUAUAAUUAUUGAUGCUCCUUGUGAUCGUGUAGCAGUAAAUGGUCCAAUUAUAGAUAAGUAAUUAUAAUUUAUAUAACAUAAGAUUGCCUUGUUUAGAACAAUUAAUAUUAAAAGUAGCAAGUAUAAUUGGUGAUAUAUUUGAUAUCCAAAUGUUGAGUAGAAUCAAUCCAUUUAAAGUUGCAGUUAAUAAUAGAUUGUAAAAAAUGAUGGAUGAAUUAGAACAAAAAGAUUUCAUUGAGACAAUGGAAGUCUAAGAACAAAACAUAUAUUAUAGAUUUACAUGUCCUUUUAUGAGAGAUUGUUUAUAUUAAAGAAUCACAUUUAAAUAACGUAGACAAUUACAUAAAGCAGCUGCAGAGGCUAUAUAAUUAUUACCUUUGGCAUUUGAAAUAGAUGAAAGAAUAGAAAGUAAGAAGUUGUAAUUUCAUUGGGUCAUGGCAGAAUAAAAUAAUUAAUUAGUAUAGUAAUCUACUCAAAAUUUCAAAGCAAGAUAAUCAAGUGGUUCUGUUAGAAAUUUAGUUUUAAGAGCUACUUUUGGAAUAGGAUAAUCUAAAUAAAAAUAAGAAGAUAAUAGCAAUAUUCAAUUAGCUUAAAAUAAUUAAUAUAAAUUUGAAAAUUUAUCAUCAAAGGCCAUGAGAUCAAUUAUAUUAAAAUAGAUUUCUAAUAAAUUAACAAAAAAUAAUAACAACAUAAAUACAAUUUUAAAAGAAGGUAUAUUAGAGAAGAAAUCAAAAUAAAAUGUAUCAUGGGCACCUCGAUAUUGGGUAUUAGAUGGAAAGGAAAUGAGAUGUUAUUAUACAAAAUAGGAUAUGUUAAAAAAGGAAUUACCUCUUUGUACUAUUCCAUUAAAAGGAAUAUAUUCAGUGAUUCCAUUAGAUGUAAGAGAGUAAGGAGAGACUAAUUUUCCAUUAUCUAUAAGUUCCACAUUAUGGUAUAAGAAAAACAAAGAAAUGGGAGAGAGAAGAUUUUUAUUAAAUAGUAAGAAUGUGGAAGAUUUGGAAAUGUGGAUAAUAUAUUUGGAAUUUGCUAAAGCUAAAGCAAUUUAUGAUGAUUUUACAAAUAAUUAUGGAAAGAUCAGUUUUCCUUUAGGUAAUAAUAAUGAUUAUUAUGAUCCUGAAUUCAAAUAUGAUGUAAAUAUUGAAGUAUUAAUUUAUAAUUAAAAUUAAAGAAGUAGAAAUUAUCAUUAGGAUUACAAUAUGAUAAGAGUUAAUAAGCUAAAAUGAGUAAGAACUCUGUACUUUCAAGAAAUUCUAGAGCAUCACGUAUGACUAUUGCAACUAAGUAAUUUAAAUUCAUGGAGAAAGCAUCAUAAGAAGAUAAUCUACUUUAGACUUCUUAAAUUAUUGAUAGUUAACUAUUGAAAGAUAGAAUUAAUUGUUUUUUAUAGAAAAGGUAUUAUAUUUAUAUUGAUUUAAGUAUGCUUUUAUUAUUUUCUCAUUUGUUUGAUAUGUCAUUGUAAAAAUAAGAUGAUUAUAAUUUGCUUGGUUAACCUAAUAUGGUAAUGAAGAAGAUGACAAAUAUUUUCAAGAUUGAUAAACAAUUAACAUCUGAAAAUAAAAAAUAAUCUAAUGCUUUUAUCAAUAAUUAAUCAUAAUCAUAAUCAAUAUCAAUAACUAAUUCAAGUGAUAUGAAUCCAAAUGUAAUGUAAUAACCAUAAUAAUAAUAAUAAUAACGAAAAGCAAUAACAUUAGAUGGAAAUCCAUUGAUAGCUAAGAAAAUGGAUACUAGUUUAGAUGAAGAAUCAGGAAGUAGUAGUAAUGAAGGAGGAGAAGGACUCUUAUAAACAAAAACUUUAUAAUAAAUUAUGGAAGAGGAAUAUGAUAAUGAAAUGAGUGGUAUAUUAAUAUAUUAUAUUAUUAUAGAGAGUACUAAUUAAUAAUAAUAAUAAUUAAAACAAUAGAGAAAUUAAAAAUAUAUAGAAGAAAUUAGAAUGAAAUAAAGUUCAAAAUUUUAGUAGGAAGAUAGAAAACGUUCUGAUAGUUAAGAAAGUUUUGAAUAAAAUAUUGCCAUUUCUAGAAGACAUACAGAUCGAUAGGAUUAAGUAGCUAAAUAAAUGAAUUAUUUUAAACUUCCAAAUUAAUAAUAAGAAGUUAGAAAUAUCACUGAAUUUAAAUUAGAUAUGGCUAUCUAAGUUGAUUUAUAGAAACUCAAUAAUUCUAUUAGUAAAUCUAUAAGUAAAUCAUCAAUUGAUCCAAAAUCUGAACUUUCCUAUCAAUAAAAUGAUAACUAAGAAUUCUUAAAAUUAUUUGAAAAUAGCACUAAUUAAGGAUAAUCAUAAUAGAAUAAUUAAUUCAGUAAUAAAAUAUUAGAUGAUAAUAAGAGAGACACUAUAUAAACACAUAUUUCAUCUUCAAAUUUCUUAUCUACUUAAUAUCCAUUUUUACAUCAUCAAUCAACUCUACUCUCAUCUAAUACUAAUUAAAAAUUAAGAUAGCCUUAAUAAUAUGCAAGUAGAUAAAGUUAAAUAUCUCAAAAAACUAUUGCUAAUUCAAUUUCAUCAUAAUAAAAUCAAUAUGGAACAGCAUUAAAUACUUGUAAAUCUUUAAGUGGAGAUAUCUUCACUUUAAGACCAGGCUAUAGAGUAGUAGUCACAAGAAUAGAUUAAUAGAAGAAAUUAAUUUAUUGUAAUUAUUAGAAUAUGUAAGGAUUAUUUUAUUUGAGAGAUAUAGCUGUAAUUGAAGGUAUAUAUAAUUUUUAUUGAUAGAAAAUCAAGAUGACUCUUAAAUUAAAAUGAAAUCUAGAACACCCACUAUGUUUGAACUCAAAUAUAAGGAAUUAUUGAAUGAUAGAUUUAAUACAAGAAGCAAAUCUCCAAAUUAUCGUUCUGCUUAAUGUAAGACUCCUCCAAAGAAACCAUUUAUGAGAUUUUGA